Cyphellophora attinorum is the source of this 1857-nucleotide messenger RNA. Its product is annotated as Alcohol oxidase. Gene Ontology annotation, molecular function: oxidoreductase activity, acting on CH-OH group of donors; flavin adenine dinucleotide binding. The transcript has 2 exons. Bases 1 to 1857 code for a protein of 618 amino acids. The record is from RefSeq and is a predicted model, not a curated record. NCBI's taxonomy places the organism in Eukaryota, Fungi, Ascomycota, Eurotiomycetes, Chaetothyriales, Cyphellophoraceae.
AUGCCGAUUGGCACCACGCUCCAGCAAGGACUAGAUGAAUUCGAUGUGAUCGUCGCAGGAGGAGGUAGCGCCGGCUGUGUUGUCGCCGGCCGACUCGCGGCAGCCGACCCGGAUCUCAAGGUCCUGCUCAUCGAGGGAGGCGAAAACAACCAAAGUGUUGAGAAUGUGGUCAACCCAGCUUUCUUUCCACAACAUAUGAUGCCAACUUCAACCACGGCUAUCUUCCACAAGGCCAACAUGUCCAAAGAGCUGGGCCGGCAACCGAUCGUCCAGACGGGUGGCAUACUUGGUGGCGGAAGUAGCGUCAACCUCAUGCUUUACACCCGAGGUCAGCGAUCAGACUACGACUCCUGGAAUAUGCCUGGUUGGUCCACGGACGAACUCAUGCCUUACUUCCAAAAGAUCGAAACUUACCAUGGCCGUGGCCACAAAGCCAUUCAUGGAUACGAGGGUCCUCUCCAGAUCACCAGGGGUCCGUUUCUGGCGACGAACAGCCAAGACGACUUCAUCCAAAGCUGCGAGAAGCAGGGCAUUCCCAAGAAGCCAGACAUGCAAGACUUCGACACGGCCAAUGGCACAGAACGCUGGAUGCGCACAGUGUCGACAGACGGCAAGCGCCAGGAUGCAGCUCAUACCUACAUUCACCCUCUGUUGGCUGAUGGGAAGCAUCCAAAUUUGCACGUCCUCUGCCAGAAGAAAGUUGUGCGUGUACUUUUUGACGGCAAACGUGCCUCAGGGGUCGAAUUCAUCCCGAAUCCCCAGUACCAGCCAACAGAAUCGUUCGCUCCAGUACAACCAGCUCCGCAGGUAGUGCGUGCGCGCAAGCAAGUUGUGCUAUCUGCUGGUGCUCUUGGCACUUCGCCAAUCCUGGAGCGAUCUGGCAUUGGCAGCAAGGCCGUCCUGGAAAAAGCAGGCGUGCCGUUGCUCGUUGACUUGCCCGGCGUCGGACACGACUACCAAGACCACCACCUCUGCUUCUGGGCGUACCGCACCAAUCUCGCGCCGAACGAGACGCUUGACGGGCUCUGGUCAGGACGUUAUCCUGCUGAGAAGGCGUUCGCGAAGAAGGAUCCCAUAUUGGGCUGGAACGCCUGCGACGUGUCUGCCAAAGUCCGCCCGACCGAGUCUGAAGUGGCCAAGCUCAGCUCUAAAUUUCAGGAGCUGUGGAAACGCGAUUGGAGUAAGGUGCCGGACAGACCCGUUGUUAUCUUCACGCUUGUCAGUGCUUUCACAGGAGAUCCGAGCCUCGUCGAGCCUGGCCAGUACGCGUCGAUUGCGUCGUACACCACGUAUCCAUACAGCAGGGGACAUGUCCACAUAAAAGGGCCUAAUUGGCAAGACGAUCUGGACUUCGACGCGGGAUUCUUCAGCGGCGAGAACGGAGACUUCGAUAUUCAGCAACACAUCUGGGCUUACAAGAAGCAGCGCGAGAUCUUGCGGCGAACAUCUCUCUACCGUGGCGAGCUAGAAUUUGGGCAUCCUAAAUUCCCCGACAACAGUGUUGCCAAAGCUGUCAACCUAUCUGGUCAGCAAAAGUCGCUCUCUGAGACUGAAGAGGUGAAGGAUCUGGUCUAUACUGCAGAAGAUGAUGCCGCGAUUGAGCAGCAUCUUCGUGAGAACGUUGCAACGACGUGGCAUUCGCUGGGAACUGCUAAAUUGGCGCCGAGGGACGAGAUGGGCGUCGUUGACGAGGACCUUGAUGUGUAUGGUGUGGGCGGCUUGAAGGUGGCGGAUCUGAGCAUUGUGCCUAAGAAUGUCGCUGCCAAUACGAAUAAUACGGCGUUGAUGAUUGGCGAGAAAUGUGCCAGUCUGAUUUUGGAGGAAUUAGGUCUAAAGGAUGGCGCGAUCUCUUCAUGA